CCCUCCCCCGGGCCAAACGCUAGGCGGGAACCAACACGGUGAGGCGCGUAGCAGGCUCUGUGGCGCUUUUGGCCAGGUGCUUCCGGCUCCCACCGGACGGAGGCCCGCUCGGUCGUGGACUCGCUCUCCCACGGAAGUGUGCUUUAGCGCACCGGAAGCCACCUCAGGGGGCGAGCCAUGGCGGGUUUGCCUGUUAGAGACCCUGCGGUGGAUCGUUCUCUGCGUUCUGUAUUCGUGGGGAACAUUCCUUAUGAAGCUACUGAAGAACAACUGAAGGACAUCUUCUCUGAGGUUGGGCCUGUUGUUAGUUUCAGAUUGGUAUACGAUAGGGAGACAGGAAAACCAAAGGGUUAUGGCUUCUGCGAAUACCAAGACCAAGAGACAGCACUUAGUGCCAUGCGGAACUUGAAUGGGCGUGAAUUCAGUGGGAGAGCGCUUCGAGUGGACAAUGCUGCCAGUGAGAAGAACAAAGAGGAACUGAAGAGCCUUGGCACUGGUGCACCUGUCAUAGAGUCACCUUAUGGAGAAAGCAUCAACCCUGAGGAUGCCCCUGAAUCCAUUAGCAAAGCUGUUGCCAGUCUUCCGCCAGAACAGAUGUUUGAACUGAUGAAACAAAUGAAGCUCUGUGUCCAGAAUAGUCCCCAGGAAGCACGAAACAUGUUGCUUCAGAACCCACAGCUGGCUUAUGCUUUGCUGCAAGCACAGGUAGUGAUGAGAAUUGUGGAUCCUGAGAUUGCCCUGAAAAUUCUGCACCGCCAGACAAAUAUCCCAACGCUGAUUUCAGGCAACCCUCAGCCAGUCCAUGUUGCCGGACCUGGCUCAGGACCCAAUGUUUCAAUGAACCAGCAGAAUCCUCAGGCCCCUCAGGCUCAAUCUUUGGGUGGAAUGCAUGUCAAUGGCGCACCUUCUAUGAUGCAAGCUUCUAUGCCGGGUGGAGUUCCAGCACCAGUGCAGAUGGCAGCUGCUGUAGCAGGACCUGGCCCUGGUUCCUUAGCCCCUGCAGGAGUCAUGCAAGCCCAAGUUGGAAUGCAAGGAGCUGGACCAGUGCCCAUGGAACGAGGACAAGUGCCAAUGCAAGACCCCAGAGCAGCUAUGCAGCGGGGAGCCUUGCCUGCCAACGUCCCAACUCCUCGUGGUCUUUUAGGUGAUGCUCCCAAUGAUCCACGGGGAGGCACUUUAAUGACCGUAACUGGAGAAGUAGAACCUAGAGCUUACCUGGGACCGCCCCCACCACCUCAUCAGGGCCCACCGAUGCACCACGUUCCUGGCCAUGAAGGUCGUGGACCACCGCCGCAUGACAUGAGAGGAGGACCCUUAGCUGAGCCCAGACCGUUAAUGGCAGAGCCAAGAGGACCUAUGCUAGAUCAGAGGGGCCCACCGUUGGAUGCCAGAGGUGGAAGAGAUCCCCGAGGGAUGGAGGCCAGAGCCAUGGAAGCCAGAGGACUAGAAGCCCGUGCCAUGGAAGCCCGUGCCAUGGAAGCCCGUCGUGCCAUGGAGGCCCGGGAACCAUGGAGGCUCGAUGCCAUGGAGGCCAGAGGCAUGGAUACCAGAGGCCCAGUACCUGGACCUAGAGGACCUAUACCUAGUGGAAUCCAAGGCCCCAAUCCAAUGAACAUGGGGGCAGUUGUUCCCCAGGGAUCCAGACAGGUCCCAGUCAUGCAGGGAGCAGGCAUGCAAGGAGCAAGCAUGCAAGGUGGAAGCCAGCCUGGUGGCUUUAGUCCUGGACAGAGCCAAGUCACACCCCAGGAUCAUGAGAAGGCUGCUUUGAUUUAUGCAGUCCUUCCAACUCCUGCAGACCAGAUUGCCAUGCCUCCUGAGCAAAAGACAAACACAUCCCUAAUCUUAAAGGAACAGAUACAGAAAUCCACCGGGGCACCUUGAAAGGUUCUCAAAAAUACCUGGCAGCAAAUCUGGAAAUGUAAUUCCAUAACAUUGUUGAAAUGUUGAAAACAUAGUGACUUCUGCAUCUAACCCCCCUGGAUGACGCAGAUUGGUACCAGGUGGAGGACCUGCAUCACCAUUUCUCCAAAGGAAAACAGUUCAUUCUGAUGUCGUAGUUUGUAUAUUUUCUGUGAUGUUAAAUAGACAUUGAACAUAAGUUUAACAUAUUACAAAUUGAAAUACAUAAACCUUUUGCUGUUAAGAAGCUAACACCAAGGAUAAAAGCUUAGCUGUGAUUUCUGACCUUACUGCAGUGUCAUUCUUUAAUCUUACAUUGCCGUAGCUCUAUUCUUACUUUAGCAUAAACAUUUAUUCUUCUUAAUGAUACUUGAGAAUGUCUCAGAAACAAUGUUUUUAGGAACUUUGUUUUUUGUUGAAUUUGCUUUCAGCAAAGUAAUAAGACUUUGGCCCUUGAAAACUUUCCAGUCUUAGAGUUUUCUGGCAGAAAAAAAGCAUGUGGUUAGAACUACAAACAAUUAGAAGACCAACAAGCGAAGAGCAUACCACAGGGGUGUGUUUGGUUUAAGGAAUGCCAAUUCUCAAACUGUGGUUUUAGUCAGUUGCAGGUCUGGACAUACAUAAGACAAAGAUUGUUUUGGCACUGGUUUGAAUGUUAAUCAACAACCUAAGACUGUUGUAAAGCUCUUCUGUCUAUGUACCAACUUUACAAGGUUUUCAUGUUCCAAAUUUAAUAAAAGAAAACCAAGUGAACAAACUAUAUUUCAAUCUUUCAGAAAUUGCACCAAGCUUUCAGCCCCCUCAUCUUCUCUAAAUCCAUUCCAAAACUCCCAACAGAAAAUCCUAAAACUUUUACAUUUUCAAGUCUUUUAAGAGGACCAAGUACAGGAUGGCAAAUUGCCCAUUAUGGUUGCCUGCUACUUUCAAAGUACUACCUACUUGAAAGGUAAUUAGUGCCAUUAGCCUUGCUAACCUGCAGGUUGUCUUGCCUUUUGUUCUCCCGUAGUGGCAUUAAGGAGGAACAUGGUUUCUCUCUACCAGGUCCACCUCAAGACAUUUGAAGAGUUGCCGUAAUAAUUAGUGAAGCUCACUAGCACUAAUUGUGAGCUCGUUUGUAUUUCCAGAACCCUACUCUGCAUUAGGAUUAUGGGCACGUGAACUAAAAUCACUACUUACGGCAUAAAAAGCAUAAUCAUGCCAAGGAAAAGAAAGCAAAGCUAUUAAAAUAGAGGGAUUCUUCUCCAGACAUUGAUAAUGAAAAUUUGCUGGAUAUGUCAUACUAUAAGCUAUGAAGAAAAGUGCAGAACAACAAGCACUCCUACCUGUUCCACUCAUCCCCAGUUCAAUCGGGUGUUAAUUAUGCAUGCAGUUCAUUGUUUUCAUUACCUUCUGUGCCUCCUGCAUAAGCAGUCCUUGAUGUGUUGGUUUUGACAGCUGUUAGACUUAAAAGCACCAACGUAUUUAGAUGCAGAGACAAAGAGGAAAAUAUUUCUAGUUGGGAGCUUGGGUUUUACACAACCAAUUCCAAAUCAAGAUAAGUAAUGCUGAAGUUAUUUGGAAAACAGUUGUCUAACAGAAACCAUAUCCUGAGAAUCCAGCAGUUUCCCAAAGCCUUCUUAAACUUAAUUUGGUUAGUAGACCUCAGGUGAAUAAGUUGACAAGAGCGGUGGCAUCCCAGUUCAUCAUUAUGGAAACACUCAUCAGUGCUUUGUUUGUUUAUUUGUUUGCUGUUAUUUUUACUGUUGUAAUAAUUCAAUUACCUACUCCACAUUUAUGAUCUGCCUUUAUAUGUUCAGACUAAUGACUGACAAAUGAUCCCACUGCUCCUUCAAGCUAUAGGUUCUUAGAUAAAUUACGAAAACAGAAAGUUGUUCACUCUUGAUCUAUGGUACAAAUUAGAUGGUCCAGUGCUAUCUAUAGAUUCAUUCUGUUAAAUGUAUGAGGUCCAUUGCCUGAGUACAAUGAAGUGUGGGGGUUUUUUUUUCUUCCUCAAGGAGCCUGCACCUUUUCUUGAAAUCCAUCAUAACUAACAUCCCAGAGCCAGUGUGGUUAUUGUCCUGGUGGAUAGGAAAAAUGAACAUUUUUGUAGGAAAAAGAAUGACAUCUUAGUGGAUGAUUCCUCAUUGAGUAAGACCUGGAAAACAGUCAAAAUUAUAACUUUAUUUUCUUUUUAUAACACAUUCAUAAACAAACCUCUUUAACAAUAACAACAAAAAAUGAAAAGAGCUUCUGUUAAAUUACCCCACGAUGUAGGUCAGGCCUUUCCAGUUAUUUCAAACAAUACAAACUGGCAAGAUAGUUGGCUUCUAACUAUAAUACAAAUUUGAUUCCAGUUAAUAUACUUAAGAUAUUACUAGGGAAAGUCAGAAAAAUUGUUCAAUAAGCAAAAAUGAAGAUUAUUUUGGCACAGUAAAGUAUAAAUUGUUGGUCACACUGGAUGAUAAGCUCAUGUGUAACGAUGUACUUAGUGGGUAUGAUAUGGGAGUGGGAAUCUUGGUAAUUUUAUGUUUAUUAUUUAUGAUUAUUGUUUUGUCGUGGAUUCAAUAAAUAUUUAAAAAUCA
This is a messenger RNA of Rattus rattus (black rat), 4460 nucleotides long. It is a transcript of the gene Cstf2, whose product is annotated as cleavage stimulation factor subunit 2. NCBI's taxonomy places the organism in Eukaryota, Metazoa, Chordata, Mammalia, Rodentia, Muridae. The record is from RefSeq and is a predicted model, not a curated record. Gene Ontology annotation, molecular function: mRNA binding. Gene Ontology annotation, cellular component: mRNA cleavage and polyadenylation specificity factor complex.